Messenger RNA from Lolium perenne, 748 nucleotides. RefSeq names its product snakin-2. The record is from RefSeq and is a predicted model, not a curated record. NCBI's taxonomy places the organism in Eukaryota, Viridiplantae, Streptophyta, Magnoliopsida, Poales, Poaceae.
UCGCAAGCCUGUAAAGCAUAAACUCUCCUCACUUCACUCUAUUUAACCAUCACAUCUGCCAUUGCCAGCACUGCAUCGCCACACUCACUCUCCACACCCUCUGUAUCUCCAUAGCUAAGAAAACUCGCUCCAGUGAGUCAGACGAACCAUGGCGCUCGGCAGGGUCGCGGUGGCCGCCUUGGCGGUGUCUCUCCUCCUGCUCAGCACCAUCAAGGCUGCUGACUACCCUCCCGCGGCCGCUCCUUCUCUCGGGCCCCCUCCUCACAAGAUCGUCGACCCCAUCAAAGACUGCGGCGACGCGUGCGACAUCAGGUGCAGCGCCAACUCGCGCAAGAACAUGUGCAGCCGGGCCUGCCUCAAGUGCUGCAGCGUCUGCCGCUGCGUGCCGGCGGGCACCGCCGGCAACAAGGAGACCUGCGGCAAGUGCUACACCGACUGGACCACGCACGGCAACAGGACCAAGUGCCCGUGAUUGAACCUACCUCGAUGGCAUGCGUGUUCCUAAUUGCCUUGCCGAAAGCCCCUCCUGCUUGUUCCAUGUGUUUGUUUGAUCGAUCGGCCUACCUAUCUUAGCUAGCUACCUUGUUCAUGUGAUCAUGUCUUCUUCCUGUGGUUGUUUGGGUUGUUUUCUUGUGUACAAAUGAGUGCCCCGUAGUUGAGUAUUCUUCUCUUGUAAAACCCGUGUGGGGUUUGGUUUAUGUGAUCACUGAUCUACAGAGCAGUACACGGUUUGGCGUCGUCCGCUUUA